Molecule: messenger RNA, 1727 nt
Organism: Phaeodactylum tricornutum CCAP 1055/1
Lineage: Eukaryota; Bacillariophyta; Bacillariophyceae; Surirellales; Neidiaceae
Exons: 4
Coding region: 297-1703 (468 amino acids)
Biological process (GO): regulation of DNA-templated transcription
Molecular function (GO): sequence-specific DNA binding; DNA-binding transcription factor activity
Source: RefSeq, a predicted model, not a curated record
AACGUUUAUUCUUCAAAUUCGCUUACAUUGACUGUGAAUAUACGUUUCGUGGGUUUGAAAGUUAUUGACUGUUAUCGCGAAUAUAGAAAGAUUGCUUCCUUGAAUAUAAUGGGAUCUUUCCGUACGAGUAUCCUCUUGAUUUUUUUUGCUAUUCCGUUUGCCCAGCGCAAUCACACCAUUCACUGUCAGCUACGCACAAUUUAAGGCGAUCCACUCCUUUGCUGCAAACAACGCUGUCCGAACAGAGUGUCAAACUAGCUAUAUAUCUUCUUUUUGACAUCAUUAUUUGUGCAAGAAUGGACAACAGGCCUGCACCGCUUAUGAUAAGCGAUGAUGAGGUCAGCUUCUCGGGCAACGCGAAAGUGUCGAAGACAGCAAAUUGCGCCACCAAAUCCUAUGGCGGCUACAUUGAUUACGCCAAAAUAUCAUUCGAUCAGGUGAGUCAGAGUAUUCGCUCCCCAGUAGCCAUGCGUCGUGGCCCUCGAGGAGGAGUCACGGUACCUUUUCCAGCAAAACUUGCAAGUUUGCUUGAGGAAGUAUCUCUGGAGGGAAUGGAAGACAUAGUAUCUUGGGGUGCACAUGGCCGAUGCUUUUCAAUUCACAAACCAUCUCAAUUUGUCUCGGAGCUCCUACCGCGAUUCUUUCGCCAGAGCAAGUUAACUUCGUUCCAACGACAGCUCAACUUAUAUGGGUUUGGGCGUCUCACUAGGGGCCGUGACAGAGGAAGUUAUUACCACGAACUGUUUCUCAGGGGCCGGGCUGAUCUUUGCAAAAUUAUGUUGCAGACUCGUGUUAUUAGGGACGCCGCCCAGCGCUGUCUUGAGCCUAUCGCAGCAGUGGCGCCGAAUUUCUACGCUAUGCCAACUACUGAAGGUGGAGACAAAGACCAAUUAUUCUCGAUCCAAAAUACGUGGAAGGGGUUGUAUUCGAGACAAAAGACAGCAGCAACUUUGAUAAAUGAGGACCUUCCGGAAGAAUUUGAUCUUGUUAAACCGCUCCCCUUUGCUGAGUUACCACCAGCUCCUUCCACAUCAGCUGCAUCAUCUCCAGACGUUUGUGUGGUGAAGGCCAGAAAUUCAACCGCUCAAUCCUUGGCCUCAGAAUCGGAAUCAAGUGUAAGAGCAGCGAGAAAGUGCUCCCAGCCACGAGGACACCCUCUCGCAUGUCCUCCAAAGUUAAAGCUUUGUGUUGGCAAUAUAAUAUCGCCAAUCAUCGACGGGCCGGUCGUAGCCCCACCAAAUGAUUUGUGCGUCCUUGUAGAUGAACCUUCCAGCGUUCCCUUCUUUUUCGAAGAUAUGCCCUUCACUCCAGUUGCUCACAAUGUUGUGACUUUCUGUCGGACGGAUUCCCGGGGGACCGCAUCAUGUUCAAAUGGAAGGACAGCCGAAGAGUUAUCGAUCGAUGUCAACGUGGACGAGUUUGGAUCAUCUCUCUUCGAAGAAUGCUUUGCAUCCUAUAGUAUUCACUUGUUUCUCUACACAUUUUUGACAGGUUUGCGCAACGCAACUAAAUUUAGUCUACAUAUUGUUUCUUUAACGUUGCCAAGAUACUUUAUGGACCGCUUGCUUUGGCCCAAACGAUUGGCUAGUGAGCCCGUUGCAUUCAAUGCCGGUUUAAACCAGCAAGAAAGAAAGGCCAAUUAUAAAAGAUUUGCCCUCAAGGCUCUGGUAAAAUUCAACUCGACCGUAUCUGGUAAGAUCUGAUAACUUUGCUUGAGCCCAUCGUAU